UACGUGUUAAUAAAGAUGAGGCUGAAGCUCAAGAGUCAUUUGGGAAAACGCCCAAAGAUGGAUGAGACUCCUGCCAGGCCUGCAAGCCCUAUCGGACUGACCUAUGUCGUGGCCGCCUCACAGAUCUUGGGUCUUGCUGUUAUCACGGUGAUGGCGGCCUGGAUCGGACAGUAUCGAGGUGGCGUUGCCUGGGACAGCUCUCAACUACUGUUUAACGUCCACCCCCUGUGCAUGGUCAUCGGCAUGGUGUUUCUUCAAGGAGAUGCCCUUCUGGUUUACCGUGUCUUCAGGAAUGAGAGCAAGAAAUCCACGAAGAUCCUCCACGGGCUGAUCCAUUUCUUUGCACUUAUCAUUGCGUUGGUUGGUCUGAUUGCUGUUUUCCAGCACCACAAGAAUCAAGGUUUUCCAGAUAUGUACAGCCUGCACAGCUGGUGUGGCAUCAUUGCAUUUGGCUUCUACUUAGCACAGGUGAGGGAUACCUACAACCUCUUUGUCUCUGAAGGAAUCCUUGCCAACACCUUGGGCCUCCUAAUAAUAGCUUUUGGGGCAGUUGUGGGUUACAUCUUAACCCGGGAAGAAUGGCGGAGACCCCCGUUGGCUGAGGAGCUGGCAUUGUCCAUGGAUUUCAAAAACCUCACUGAAGAAGGAAGUCCAACAAGUACACACUGAGGCUUGCUGUGCCAUCUGCAUUGAGGAGCUGUGUUUCUAUGUGGUAUCUGACCUGUCGCGUAGCAUCAUGCAAUUGCCACUGUUACACAUAUGUAAGCAGUCUUUUUGUUUCAUGACUCCCAUUGCACCAUGUUUCAUAUGUUCACACUGUUUUCUUCAAAGGCUACUAUAAAUGUAGCACAGUGAAAAGGAUUUGUGGCCCCUGAACUGUGUCAGUCAUUUGUGUAAGUGGAGAUUAUUUGUCAUGUGCCCUGUUGAAUAAAAGCAUGACAAGAAUUCCGGGUAUUAUUAGGCCAUAGGAUUAAAUCAAGAACGGGCAAUUUUGGGAGGACAGAGAUUGCACUUUUGAGGUAUCAAAGCCACAAUAAAAAAGGAGGUGAGACUGGGAUUUUGGUGACUUCAUUUUAUGUAUCCUGGUUUGUAUGUAUAUUUAAUUUGGGGGAAUAUGAUAAACCUAUCAAUCAUCUUGCACACAUUUUGUUUUCCUUCCUGCUGAUAAUAAUCAGAAAUCAAAUAUCUUUAUUACAGUCUUUGACCAGCAUUUAAUAGGACAAAAUAGCACCUCUCUUUUCUUUGGCAAUUUGCUGCUAAAUUUCAGUAGUAAUUUUGAGGGCUUCUGAAAAGUGCAAGAAAUUCAGAAGGUGCUUAUGGACCAGGAGCCACCGGCUCAUGUGUUAGUUGCUGUUAGAGGAUUGUUGGCAACCUCAAUUGGAUCAGAUGUUAGGAAGAUAACAGCUUCUGAAAUUAUAACAUUGACAGAUCAAUAGCAAAUACAAUUUCAAAUGAAGAUUGAUCAUUCAGUGUCAUAAGUAUCCAUAUAGUUUUUCCACAUGUUUCCAUGAAGAAAUUAAAGUCAGUAGAGGAUAGGAUAGAAAACAGAAGUGUCUCUUUUGCAAUUCAACAUCCAUUUUUCUUCUGCCAGCAGAUAUUUAAUUGAAAUGCCUGUUCUUUCUGUCAUCAUUGCCUUGAGAACUAUCAGAUUUGACUUUGUUGACUUCUGCACUUACUGUUAAAUAAUCUCUCUGCAAUGUGUGUGGACAAAAGCCUUUCAUUUGAUAUAUAUAAAAAGGGAGUAGAUUUGGGAUUCUUUUAGGAAAGGAAUACCAAUUCAAUUAAUUCCCGUAAAACUGAGUUUAUACAUGAUCAUAAACUAACUUUUCCCAUAUUGGCUGAGAAUUUUGGGAAAGAGAUUUUAAA
This is a messenger RNA of Thamnophis sirtalis, 1866 nucleotides long. NCBI's taxonomy places the organism in Eukaryota, Metazoa, Chordata, Lepidosauria, Squamata, Natricidae. The record is from RefSeq and is a predicted model, not a curated record.